CCCUUGGCUUCUCUUCCCUUUUUCUCUAGAUUCUUCCCCUCACUCUCCUCCAAGAUAUGGCGGCCAUUAACCUCACCUUCCUCUCCUGCAAGCCUUCUCUUCCAUAUUCUUCCUUCCGGACCAAGAUAGAUCAUUCCUCUGUCUCACUCUUCUCCGCGGCGAGGAAACUGAGAUCAGACCGACACAAAUCCCAAAUCAAACCAGCGCGCGCCUCGUCGUCGACAAAAGGAACCACGAAGACCCCUUCGAAGUCGGCGGACGACAAGAAAAGCAAGGACGAGCGGGUGCAGAAAGUUCACUCAGUGGAGGAGUUCGACGCGGCGCUGCGGGCGGCCAAGAACCGCCUGGUGGUGGUGGAGUACGCGGCCAGCCACAGCGAGAACAGCCAGCGCAUCUACCCAUGCAUGGUGGAGCUGAGCCGCGCGUGCGGUGACGUGGAGUUCCUCCUAGUGAUGGGCGACGAGUCGGAGGAGAUGCGCGCGCUGUGCCGCCGCGAGGGCAUCGACCGCGUCCCCCACUUCUCCUUCUACAAGUCGAUGGAGAAGAUCCACGAGGAGGAGGGCAUCGGGCCGGACCGGCUGGUGGGCGACGUGCUGUACUACGGCGACAACCACUCGGCGGUGGAGCAGCUGCACUCGCGGGCGGACGUCGAGGCGCUGAUCGAGCGGGAGCGCGGGGCGGAGGGCAGGUUGGUGGUGCUCGACGUAGGGCUCAAGCACUGCGGGCCCUGCGUCAAGGUGUACCCUACAGUGCUCAAGCUGUCGCGCUCCAUGGCCGGCACCGUCGUCUUCGCAAGAAUGAACGGCGACGAGAACGACAGCUGCAUGGAGUUUCUGAGGGACAUGGACGUCGUCGAGGUGCCCACCUUCCUGUUCAUCAAGGACGGCGACAUCCGCGGGAGGUACGUCGGCUCCGGCAAAGGGGAGCUCGUCGGUGAGAUCCUUAGAUACCAAGGCGUGAGGGUCACUUAUUAAUAAUUAUGCAAUUUUAAUAAACACUUAAGUUACCAUUAAUCCCUUAGGCCUUUGCAUGCCUUGUCUCUCUCCCGUUCCUUUGCUCCCAUUAGUUCUCGAGUAAAAACAUGAUCAUGUGUAUUUCAUCUGUGGACGUAAUUAAUGAAAGGAAUGAAUACUACACAGCAUUGUGUUCUCCCCACUCAA
Molecule: messenger RNA, 1160 nt
Organism: Zingiber officinale
Lineage: Eukaryota; Viridiplantae; Streptophyta; Magnoliopsida; Zingiberales; Zingiberaceae
Product: thioredoxin-like protein CDSP32, chloroplastic
Exons: 1
Coding region: 57-974 (305 amino acids)
Molecular function (GO): oxidoreductase activity, acting on a sulfur group of donors, disulfide as acceptor
Source: RefSeq, a predicted model, not a curated record